UUCUUCAACCAGCCACCUCGAGCAAGGUUUACACUCCCGCCGACCCCUAGCCUCAACCUUACCCUUCUGCGAUCGUGAAGCGAGAGAGAUAGACAAACAAGAGGACGAGACCAGCAGAGACAGCAGCCAGCAGCAACAUGAUGACUCCUAAUGGCCUUUCCCCCCGAGUUACCAAGGGCCAGCACCGCCGAAGCCGCUCGGCGACAAACAAGGAGGAAAUCUUCAGCGCCAGCGGCGGCGGCGGCAGCAGCAACACGAAGAGCGCCACGCCCGGCCCGUCAGCUUCCCACGGCCGGUUCUUCCACGACCCCGCGGCGGCGGGGGCGGCGGUGGCACCCGCAAGGCCAGCACCGAGCACCCUCCCCUCCGACUUCGCAGCCUCUUCGCCGUCACCCUCUUGCAAGGGCCACCCCAAACAACAAAAAAAGUCCUCCACCGCGAUCCGCCUGGUAGCCAUGAUGGCCACCGCCUCCGCGGUGCUCCUGUGCACCCGCGCUGCGACAGCUGCUGCUAGCCCGGGUGGCGGCGUCCGAGCCGUCGCUGCCGCCGGCGAGGAGGCGCAGCAGAACCGGUGCGCCGAGCGCAUCGAGAGGAGACGCGGGCUGGGCGUGCCGCCCGACCGAGAGCAGUGCGCGGGAGUGCUGCCGGACUCGUUCAUGAUGCAGCAUGGUGGUGGUGGUGCCGAGGAUGGCCGUGACUCCGAGUCGUGGCUGGUCUCGGUGCACGUGGACCGGGCGCCGUCUUCCGUGGACUUGUCGAAGCGAUUGCGAGGGGCUGUACCUCUGCACAGGAGCCUGCCCCACCAGUACUACGUCCGAGCGAUGGAGGCUUCGCUGCACAGCAUCGCCGUCGCCGAACCGGGGGCCCACGUGGACGUGGCCAUCUUCAGCGAGGGGCAGUGGGGCGGCAUGGUCGACGAGAUGGGGCUGCCGCUCUACUGGGACGUUGCCGGAGAGACUUGCGAUGAUCUCGGCCUUCACUGCACCCAGCACGUCGUCCUGCUGAACGAGCGCACCGCCCCGGAGUCGUCGCAGUCUUUGGAUUGCAUCGCGGCUUCGGACUUGUUCAUCGCCAGCGAGAGCAAGUUCUCCAGGGCUGGCGCCGUCCUCUCCGACCACGUAAAGGUGCUGACCGACCGAUGGGAAAUGGACGAGGAGGAGAUGAUGGUGGCUCUUAACCCGGCCACGACGAUCGCAGGGAUGCCGGACUCGCAGCGGCAGCUCCUGCGAACGCUCGUUGCCGACUACCAUGAGUGCAGCUCCUCGAGUACAUAAAUAAUCAAGGAUCAUGUGGUUUCGCCUUGUUCAUGGUGGCAUGCAUUAGAUCCGUGGCCUUGUCUUUUGGCGACAUGGAAUGGAUGGAUGGCCUGGCGGAUCAUCAUUGGAUCAUCAUUUUUUUUUAUUGUCAACCGAGAGAACGUUGAUCGGCUUUUCCACGAGUUUCUCGCGAGAGAAGCAAGGACAGCAUCAUCUUGUUCCGCUUCGUUCACGGUGUUUAUGCAGAGUUAGUUAUCUAUCGGCACAGCCGUAGCCAACGUUCAACGGUAGCACUAAGGUGGUAUGCAGGGUUGGCUGGCUGGUCGGAUUGAUCAUUUUGAUAAACCAACUACUGUUCGGUGGUGGUAGUACCUGGUGGUAGUAACAGUCUUGACGGCCGGAUGGCUAGCUGACCAACAUCGAUGUCGGUCAGUACUGUUUAACAUCGGUGUCGAGGCAGGUCAGGCCCCUUGCGGCUUGACCGUUGCGCAACCUUCCCACAACGUAUCCUGUGACGAGCGAUGACUACUUCUUUCCCACUGUUGUGUAAAAAGCGUUGUUUGCACGAGACACAAACACCUAGACCUGUCGUGUUGUUUCGUAUCCUUUGAUAGUAAAUGUCUGUGGUAUGACUUCCCUUGCGUGGGUGCUUGGGGGGGGGGGUUGCCUGGCUGCCUGGCCUUCAGCCCUUGUGGCUGUCUUAUGGUGUCAUCCGUGUGCGUGUGGGGUUUCUUGGAUAUUGUCGAAUUCCACGUCCCUUAUUUCUUUGUUUUUGCCGCGUGUGCUGGUGGUGUGUCCCCCGUCCACCGUGGGUCUAGGAUAGUGUUGUUUUCGUGUUGUUUGUCCUGUCCCCCCCUCUUGAGAGAGGGACGAACGUAGUGGUAGUCAUUAGGUGUGUGUAUACAGCGGGUAUUCUUAUAGUCCCCCAUCCUUUUUAUCUAGGUUCAGUUGGUCCGUGUAUUGUGUCGAGAUUUUUUUUUUCUUUUUUUGGUUGGCAGGCAUUUUUUCUCUUUUUCCGUAUUGGUUGCUGACAAAACACGGUCGGUGGGACUUUGCGUCGUUUAGGAAGCUACGCAACGACGAGAGGGGAAGGAAGACGGAAAAUGUAAAAAGGAGAAACGAAUUUAUCACAAUGAAGAUGAGCAUGAUACGACG
Molecule: messenger RNA, 2411 nt
Organism: Ectocarpus sp. CCAP 1310/34
Lineage: Eukaryota; Phaeophyceae; Ectocarpales; Ectocarpaceae
Source: the annotation of a GenBank genome assembly